AUGACGGACCCAAGCGUUACCACCGGUGACGACAUCGCAUCGCCCUCCUCGGAACCCCUUACACCACCUCUCGAAGCGCUCUAUUGGACCCAAUACGGCACAUGGUACCCGAUCUUUCGCAAACAUGCCCCCAAAUCCACAGUGAUAGACAUCGAGACGGUGCAACCGCAGCUGCUCGAAUGGCUGAACAGCGAUACAUUUGUGCUUCCUGAUGGAAGUGGACCAUCCGCUUCGUUCUCUUCUGAUGAUGCUUCGUCAGAGUUCUCGGACGAGGAUUGUGGCGAGGCGGAGGAAGAAAAAUCGGAAGAGGAGGAAGAAGAGGUGGUCAAGCUGGAAGCAUUAGAUACAGCCAUUCGCGCCGUGAUCGCUAAGUACGACGGAGCGGCGGUGUUUCCAAAACUCAAUUGGAGUGCUCCGUUGGAUGCAGGCUUUAUGCUGCCCGGCAACAAUCUGCAGUGCUUGCAUCCGGAAGACGUGUACCUCCUCCUCAAGAGCAGCGAGUUCGUCGGUAGGGAUCUCGAGCAGAUCGCACACCUUGCUAGCUCCACCCCGAAUCCAACACCUGACCAGCCCCUACGCAUGCGUCCGCAGCUGGUGCUCAAGAAGUGGUUCCCGCUCAACAAGUCGUACGAGUUCCGCUGUUUCGUUCGCUCGCGCCAACUGCUUGCAAUCACACAACGCGACGUGACGUUCUACGAGCACCUCCAAUCCCCGCAUCUGCAGUCCCGGAUCAAAUGUGCUGUCUGGGACUUUUGGGAAGAAACGUUUGCAGAGGAGCAGAAGUGGGGACUGGCGGAUUACGUGCUGGACGUGUAUCUGACCAAAGACCUCGGUCGGGUCUGGCUGGUCGAUGUCAACGCUUGGUUACCGCGUACCGACCCACUGUUGUUCGGGUUCGAGGAGUUGGAUGCGCUGCACGUGCGGGAGAAGUCCCAAAGGUGGGACAGUGAUGACAAGGGGGAGAUGAGGGUGGACGAGGUGGAGGAUCGGGUGUGA
This is a messenger RNA of Sporisorium graminicola, 996 nucleotides long. RefSeq lists its product as uncharacterized. NCBI's taxonomy places the organism in Eukaryota, Fungi, Basidiomycota, Ustilaginomycetes, Ustilaginales, Ustilaginaceae. The coding region runs from base 1 to 996 and encodes 331 amino acids. The transcript is spliced from 2 exons. Gene Ontology annotation, cellular component: cytoplasm. The record is from RefSeq and is a predicted model, not a curated record.